AUGGAUGGAAAGGCGGUAGAGAUGUUCUUUGCGAUCUACUGCCGCUCUGACGGCAAGAGCCGCGCUCCCAACACGGUGGGCAUGGAGGGCUGCGAGCAAACCUGGAACGCCCUUGUGCGGGCCAACGGCACCCAGAUCGACGACGAGACCUUGGCGGAGGCCAAAGCCACCAGGCCUUCCAGGAGGUUUGCCGCCUGGUGCCUGCACUGCUGCAACGGCCUGAUGUCCAACGGCCGCCGCAGCUACGACUUUGAGUCCCAGAGCUUCCGCUGCCACUACAUGUACCACACGCCCUCCUGGUGGCGUCCAACUUGGGGCGCGGAGGACAAGGACUGCAAGGCGCACUGCCAGGCCCAGUGA
This is a messenger RNA of Effrenium voratum, 360 nucleotides long. The record is from the annotation of a GenBank genome assembly. Lineage: Eukaryota; Dinophyceae; Suessiales; Symbiodiniaceae.